Gavialis gangeticus (Gharial) is the source of this 1515-nucleotide messenger RNA. RefSeq names its product family with sequence similarity 228 member B (gene FAM228B). The transcript has 11 exons. NCBI's taxonomy places the organism in Eukaryota, Metazoa, Chordata, Crocodylia, Gavialidae. The record is from RefSeq and is a predicted model, not a curated record. Bases 34 to 1059 code for a protein of 341 amino acids.
CUUGGCGGAGGGGCACGUGGAUGAGAGCGGGUGAUGGAGGCGGCCGGGGCCGCGCGGGACCCCUCGCCCUCCGAGUCAAGAGAAUCCCUACUUGCAAGGAGGAGAACUUCAGAUGACUUCUGGCUCUUAAGAAGUCACUCUUCUGAGGCUGAGAAUGAGCAGGAUGUGCAGGUACCAGAACACGAAAUCCCAUCAUCUGUGUAUGAGAAGGACCAAAAACUAAGCACUUUCAGCAGGACAAAAUCUUCACAUAUUUGGCAGGACCCGUGGACCCCCCUGCAGAAGGCCUGCUCAUCUCUGGAUUCUGGAAAGAAGAAAGCUACCAGAGAUUGGCUAACACAGAAACAUGUUUCUCUUGCGCAGGCAGUAUCUAGUGAAAGCAAAGGUGUUAUUGAUUCUGCCAAGACCAUCUUGGAUGAAGAAGAUUAUUUUGUGAAGGAGGUGGACAAGUACUUGAAUCACAAUGACUUCUUAAAUCUGAGGAAGAAGGAGAUCCAAUACAAGAAAUGGCUUGAGCGUGUUUCAGAGCCACUGCUACAUAAAAUUGAAGACAAAGUUGACAGCCAGUCAAGUGAAGAAAUAGAGGAAAGGAAACGAAAUCAGCUGGCUCUCUAUUUAAACUACUGUAAUAAGAAGGGCAGUGUCGUUUUUGAAGAUUACGAUGCUUCGGAGUACGAUCCAUUCUUCCUGAAAACACGUACCAACUACUGGAAGGUUUCAACUCCACCUUUCCAGGAUCCCCUGUUAAAGGAGGUGCAAGGAAAGUACCUUGAGAAAGGGAUUAUCCAGCAGUGUGAGACAGGAAGAAUAUAUUCUGCCAAGGAAAUGAAUGAACUACAUAAGGCAAAGCUGCCACCACUUCCGCUGGGUCGGCAAUGUUGGGAUGCAGUUGAGUGGCUGAAAAUAGCCCCAGGAUACAUUGAGAGUGAAGUUCAUCAGAGAAAGAGGAGAAGAAUGACCAGAAACCAAAACAAAGGCACCCUGGACUCCAAGGCCUGGUCUGACACUGCCUGCCUUCCCAUCCUUCGGAAAGAGGGGAUGCAUAUCCACCAGGAUUAGAAAUACUGAACCACAGAAAGCUGUCAAAAGUAACCAAGGGGCUGACUCGAACCCUGUCAAGGAAGCACAACAGGCUUGAUAUUCUUUUGGAUGUCACUAGGUAUCGCAGCACCCAUGGGAUGGAGACCAGCGCGCUUCUCAUUUGGAACUGCACACAGGGCUUCAUGUCAGCAAGACAAAUGACGGUAGCAGUAAAAUGGUUCAGAUUUAUCAAACACGUUAGAAAUAAACCCUAUCUACUUUUCCUGGUGUUGGUGCUAGGACGAAGACUUUGCUUGCAAGAGGUUUCCUUUCUACCUGAUCCCACUGCACAAGCAGUUCCCAGAGCAGACACAACUAAUAGCUUAAUAGACUCACUUUCAAUUCAGUCCCUGUAAUUUUACUCCCCAUUAUUUCACAUUUGCUUGUACAAUAAAAUAGACUUUAAAAAUCAAUAUGUAUCAGUAAACAUCUGUA